AUGACUAAGAUUAAGUCGAUCGAAUACUUCCGGGUCAAGCCUCGUUGGCUGUUCGUCAAAAUCACCGACGAAGAGGACCGUUUUGGAUGGGGAGAGGGUACAUUGGAGGGUCAUUCCCUUGCCGUAGAAGGUGCACUUGAUGAAAUCAUCAUGAGAAUUGCUGGAUACGAGGCAGAUGAUAUCGAGCACAUUUGGCAAACAAUAUGGCGACUUGGUUUCUACCGAGGUGGACCAGUCUUCAUGUCAGCACUAUCAGGGAUUGAUAUCGCCUUAUGGGAUCUUAAGGGCCGCAAAUUGGGGGUUCCAAUCCAUCAACUGCUGGGUGGAAAGGUGCGCCAGAAAGUUCAGGUUUAUGCCUGGAUCGGAGGAGAUCGCCCAAGUGACGUAGAAGCUGCAGCAAAAGCUCGAAUCGCCCAAGGCCUCAAGUGUAUCAAAAUGAACGCCACUGAAGAUGUCAACUGGCUUGAUUCGCCAGCUGUCCUGCAGUCAUGUGUUGAGCGAUUGAAGCAAGUGAAAGCUCUGGGUCUUGAUGCUGGGCUAGAUUUCCAUGGUCGCCUUCAUCGUCCGAUGGCAAAGCAGCUAGCCAAGGCAUUGGAGCCUUACCAGCCUUUGUUCAUCGAAGAGCCCCUCCUGUGUGAGCACCCCGAGGCCAUUAAACAGCUUUCCCGGCAAACAACAAUCCCCAUCGCAUUUGGCGAACGUUUAUACAAUCGGUGGGAUAUUAAAAGAUUCUUGGAAGAUUCGUCCGUGGACGUUCUCCAGCCCGACAUCGCCCACGCAGGCGGUAUAUCGGAGACUAUGCGAAUAGCAAACAUGGCUGAAGCCUACGAUGUUUCCAUUGCUCCCCACUGUCCCUUGGGCCCGAUUGCUUUGGCUGCCUCUCUACAGGUGGCUGUUUCAAUCCCGAACUUUGUGAUCCAAGAGAUGUCACUAGGAAUGCACUACAAUAUAGAAGCUGGAGACAUUGAUUUGAACAGCUACCUGGUAGACAAAACGGUCUUUGACAUCAAGGAGGGUUAUGUGGCUGCCCCCUGCAAGCCAGGUCUGGGAAUCGACAUAGAUGAGGAUCUGGUGCGCAAGAUAAGCAAGGAUUCAGAGCCAUGGCAGCCCAAGGAAUUCCAUGGACCAGAUGGCUCUAUUCGGGAGUGGUAG
This is a messenger RNA of Penicillium soppii, 1152 nucleotides long. RefSeq names its product mandelate racemase/muconate lactonizing enzyme family protein. The coding region runs from base 1 to 1152 and encodes 383 amino acids. Gene Ontology annotation, biological process: D-galactonate catabolic process; amino acid catabolic process. Gene Ontology annotation, molecular function: galactonate dehydratase activity. Lineage: Eukaryota; Fungi; Ascomycota; Eurotiomycetes; Eurotiales; Aspergillaceae. The record is from RefSeq and is a predicted model, not a curated record. The transcript has 3 exons.